Molecule: messenger RNA, 1644 nt
Organism: Symbiodinium necroappetens
Lineage: Eukaryota; Dinophyceae; Suessiales; Symbiodiniaceae
Source: the annotation of a GenBank genome assembly
AUGGCACAUCGACGGAGGAGAGGUGGCAUCGCCGUUAGAAGCCUUGCAACCCUGCUCACAAUCAGCUGGAUGGCAGAAGUUUUCAUGCCGCUGCUUGUUGCAACUCGCUGUCCAGCUAAGCACCCAUGCUGCCGUCAAUUCAGAAGAAUAUCGUUGACCAGUCUAGCCAAGCGCUCUGAGGAGCUGCGAGGAGAGGGGGUGCAAACUCCGUCCGCUUGCAGAGCUACUAAUGGUGCUGGAGAGAUGUUGCUGUUGGUACGCGGAGGCUGGCAAGGUGAAUUGUACAACUUGGAGCUGUCUUCUGCGUUGGAGGCAGCAGGCGUACGAUCAGCAGGUGGCAACCUGAGCCUUCUUGGCGCUGGGGUUUGGCGGCUUCACUGGCCGGCUCAAGCCUCAGUGGCUGUGCAGAAAGCAUGGGACGUUCUCCACAGAAGAAGGCCGGUCGGCUUACUUGCAGGUCCUUUCCAAGUGCUCCUGGGGCCAGCGCAUUCAUGCAGAUCCUUGCUGGAGGAAGCGCAGGGUGCCCGGGGUGCUGAGGACGGUGUUACGGGAGCAGAGAUCCUGAAGAAGGUGGAGGAGGGACUCGUCAAACGCAAGAAGGUCAAGAAUCUCAAAAACGCCAAAGAGGUUACCUGGUGGAUGAGACUGGUGCAACAUCAUGGGUCCAAAACAGGAACUCCACCGUUUCUGUUCGACGGGGAGUUUCCUUCUUUUUUGGCAAGGCUUGGUGCGAUUCUGGGCGCCGCUGGGGCGAAGCAAGCUGCUGCUGAGGAGCACGCAGAUGUGCGAUUGGUGCUGUUGAGGCUUCGUCUGCGCUCAUGCGACGGGCUUGCUUGGGUUCGCUCUCAAACAGGUACAGACAAGCAGGAGGAAGACAGCACUACGUGGGUGUUGGCAGCGGCUUUAGAGUCAGAAGUGAGGCGCUCCGAAUGGCUGAAGCGCUGGCAGCAUCGUCCGUGGACCUUCACAGGUGCAAUGGAGGGUCAGUUGGCGUCUGCUGCCGCCAGAAUUGCGAUUCUCUCGCACUGCGCACGCGCACAGGUGAAGGGUGCAAUCAAUGUGCUAGAUCCUUGUGUUGGCUCUGGGACACUGGCUUUGGCUGCAGCCAUGGAGCCUGAAGUGAGUAAAGUCUUCUGUGUUGACAUCAGAGACUUUGAGGAGCACUUGAAGGCAAAUUUGCAAUUUGCAAACGUGCCAGACAUUCAAAAGAUGACGCUGUUGAUGCCCCAGGAUGUCUCGGACCGUUUAACAGAGGCAGUGCUGGCCGCGACAGAUAUCGUUCUGGCAAAUCCCCCCUGGGGAAAAGUUUGCAAGACUGCUGAGGAUGGAACGGCAGUGAUGCAAAGCUUGAUCUCGCAGCUUCCCUGGGCCACAUUUGCCUUUUUUGUCAGCGCAGAAACGUUGAAAGAGGUCGAGGAUUUGUUGGAUGUGCAUGAGCAGGUGACGCUGGGCAGCUCGUCGCGCCCGGGCCAGUUCGUUGUAGCAACAGUACGUGACCAACAUAGGAGCACCGAACGCUGCAAAAAGCCUCGUCUCCUCCUGUCAUCUGUAAGGUUGUCGCUGUUACAACAACUCAUGCUCCCACAACGUAUCGUACAGUGCAUGGAAGGCUGCAGAAGCCCAUGUAACUUCAAGCCCGAGUAA